AUGUCUUUGAAAAAGAAUCUUAUAUGCCAUUCUUUACUACAAGAAGAUGGAUUUGCUAAAAUCUUUCUUGAUCAACGGAUUGAUUGUUGUUCUAGAAACAAGAGACCAGUGCAUGUUCCAUACCCACGCUGGCUUGAGUUGAUCUUUUUGCGUGAAGAAGGUUAUACUGAAAGUCAUGGGAUCAUCAUUCCCGUUGAUGAUCUGUAUAUUACUGCUAGAAUACGAAAGUGGAUUGAGAAUCACUAUGUGUUCGAAUCCUCAUACUCUGAAGAGGAUGAUAACAAUGAUGAUGCUCGUGAUGAAUUAGGUUAUGAUAAAGAGAAUUCAAAAGCUGAUCACCAUAAAGAAGUUGGUAAGGUAGAAGACACUGAUAAAGAUGAAGAUAAUCCAGCAGCUGAUUUAGGAGCUGACUUCACUAAGAAUAUGAACUCUCCUCCAAGGAAAAACAAGCACAUACGUUUUUCAUUUACUUCCCCUACUAGUGACACUGAACAUCAUGGAUCAACCACUACCAUUGGAGAUACUACUGAGCCAAUAAUCCAGGAUGAAACUUCUCCAACGCCAUCUCCUUCUCCUCAAGCUGAUACAGUUCAUCAAACUGAAACGGUUCCUCCUACACCAUCACCCAUUAAUGUUAUUGUUCUUCAUCAGGGUGACCAAGGAGAAUCCAGCUCCAACUUUGAAGCUAUUGUGCUUUCCCAACUCUCCUUAAUUAUGUAG
Lactuca saligna is the source of this 720-nucleotide messenger RNA. The record is from the annotation of a GenBank genome assembly. NCBI's taxonomy places the organism in Eukaryota, Viridiplantae, Streptophyta, Magnoliopsida, Asterales, Asteraceae.